CUCUCCCUCUCCAGACCCGACCGAAAGAAACGCCACACGAAUUUCGAAUCCCGAGCUCCUUGAACAAGCCCUCUCCCCGAUGGCCGCCGCCGCAGCAGCAGCACCGUCACCGCGCGAGGAGUACGUCUACAUGGCGAAGCUGGCCGAGCAGGCCGAGCGCUACGAGGAGAUGGUGGAGUUCAUGGAGAAGGUCUCCGCCGCCGCCGCCGACUCCGAGGAGCUCACCGUCGAGGAGCGCAACCUCCUCUCCGUCGCCUACAAGAACGUCAUCGGCGCCCGCCGCGCCUCCUGGCGCAUCAUCUCCUCCAUCGAACAGAAGGAGGAGAGCCGCGGCAACGAGGACCACGUCGCCGCGAUCCGCGACUACCGCGCCAAGAUCGAGGCCGAGCUCUCCAAGAUCUGCGACGGCAUACUCAAGCUCCUCGACUCCAGGCUCAUCCCCUCCGCCUCUGUCGGCGAUUCCAAGGUCUUUUACCUUAAGAUGAAGGGGGAUUAUCACAGGUACUUGGCUGAGUUCAAGACCGGCGGCGAGCGCAAGGAAGCCGCUGAGAGCACUCUCACCGCCUACAAAGCUGCUCAGGAUAUCGCGAACUCAGAACUGGCUCCUACUCACCCAAUUCGGCUUGGGCUGGCUUUGAACUUCUCUGUUUUCUACUAUGAGAUUCUCAAUUCUCCCGACCGUGCUUGUGGUCUCGCCAAACAAGCCUUUGAUGAAGCAAUUGCUGAGUUGGACACUCUUGGCGAGGAAUCCUACAAAGACAGCACUUUAAUCAUGCAGCUUCUCAGAGACAACCUGACCUUGUGGACAUCCGACAUGCAGGAUGAUGGGGCGGAUGAGAUCAAAGAAACAGCCAAGGCUGAUGAGCAAUAGUGAUGUCUCAGCUCUCAUCAAUAUCAAUAUAGAAGUUGUCCUCUAUCUGUUUUUAACUGUGGAAGAUUGCUGGCUAAUGAUUCAUGUGCAAUUCUGGGUCCUAGGCUCAUUGUCUCUGUAACAGAAUUCUGGUGUCGCUUGUCUUAUCGAAGUCUUAUGUAUUUCCAAAUGACUCUUAUUUCUCUUGGAUUCUUAAUGCUUCAAUAUCUCAAUUGAACACG
Molecule: messenger RNA, 1092 nt
Organism: Rhodamnia argentea
Lineage: Eukaryota; Viridiplantae; Streptophyta; Magnoliopsida; Myrtales; Myrtaceae
Product: 14-3-3-like protein
Exons: 4
Coding region: 80-871 (263 amino acids)
Biological process (GO): signal transduction
Cellular component (GO): cytoplasm
Source: RefSeq, a predicted model, not a curated record